AGCAGCAGCCCAAGAAGCCAGUCCCUUCCAAGAAGCGACGCCGCUCAAAGGAAAAGCACCUCUCUCUGAAGCACGUCACUUCCUCCAUGGAAAUCUUCCCAGAUUUCACUGAUGACCUGGCACUGUUCUCCAUCGACCCCUACCGUGGCACCCUUGCUCCUGGCCAGAAGCAGACCUUCCACGUGCGGUUCGCCCCGAAGUGCGCGGGGAAGUUUGAGACCACCAUGCUGUGCAGGAUUCCUAACCUGAGGCCAACUCAGAAGAAAGUGCGGGUGAUUUUGAAAGGCAGAGCCCGGGAGAAGAAGAGUUUUGGUAAACCGAAACGCUCUGCGUUACGGCGGAGAGAGGAUGGCCCGAGACCCAAGAAGAAGGUGCACUGGAAACCAGCACCUGAGUGACAGCACUGGUGCCAGCUGGAGCAUCUGGAAGGAGACAGCAACAUCGUGCCUUCUGCUGCUGAUGGUCUCCCACCCAAAAUUAGUUAAGUUAUAUUUGGAUAAUUCUUAAUUAAUUGUUAGUUAAUUGAUAUAACCACUGGAACCCAGGUUAGUUUAAUGUAGAACUCUGGUGCCAUGCCAGGAGUGGGGAACUACCUUGGUAUGGGAAUUACCAAAGGUGGAACCUUUAGAGCUGCUUGCUCUACAGUACACAGUCUUCAACCCAGGACAGAGGUCAGGUAGAGACAGGAAGAGGCUCUGUGUCUUGAGGUUCUAGCAGAAAAAGGUUUAUUUGUUGAAAGGAUCAGGAGCAGAAGAGCCCUGAGCACUGCUGUGCUUGAGUUGAAAUACAGCAACAAACUUGGUGGGAGGAUACAGACAGACAUCCAAGGAGGAAUCCUUGGGGGAGGAGUGAGGGGAUUAGGUCACUUGCUUGGGGCCAGUUGGGGCAGGUGGGAGGAAAGGGCAGGUCACAUGGGCCAGUGGGGCAUCCAGAUUUAGGAGAAUUUCAGAGGAGUGGCACCAUCAGGGAUUGGUUCAAGGUGGCAGUGACAGGGAAGACUCAGGAAGAAGGGGCAGGGUUACACUGACAGGCAGGGAAGGAGCCUGGAAUACCAUAAAGGGCAGCUUCAGGGAUGGAUACAACUCAGGGACAAACCAGCUUGGGGAAAAUACAAGGGUGCAUUGAAACAACUACUAACAUUAACAAUAUACUAACAAAAUAAACCUGGGCUGCAACACUUAAUUAAACAAUUGAAUAUAAAUCAUUAAUUUCAGCUUGUCUUGGUUGAAAAGAUAGGUGUCUGCAGGACCUCUCUGAAAUGAAGAAAGUGACCCCAUUCCCACCAAAUUACUCUAACUUUGAAAUUGAUGGGCUCUCAGGCAAAGAUAUGGGAAAGGAGUAGCAGUCCUUUACUAGUAUGUAUAACAAGGCAAACAAAAACAGCAGUGGCAGCAACAACAAAAAGAACCAGAUCCGCAACCACAGCCCUCCCUUGGCUGCAGGCACUUCCCUUUUGCUGUAGUUCUGGUCGCAGCUGGGCAGGGAAGGGAGGCAGAUAAUGAAUAAAGUAAUUGCUAGAGAAAUUUUAAUUAAGCUACACCAAGGAAUACACCAAGCACUGUGUGAUCAGUUCUUAAGAACUUAAUUCUUUGAGGGAGUCUAUACAGGAACCAGAGAUUGAACAAUGCUCAAUUUGUUAGAAGAUAAAUAAGAAAGUGAUGAGAAAACACCCUAGUGAGGAAAGAGCCUAGCCCUUAGACCCUUUCAAAAUAUGCAAAUAGAUUACACUGAGUUCCCCAGAAUACAGAGAUGGAAAUACCUUCUUGUAAUAGUUGAUCACUGUUAGGGAUAUGAUAGAAAUUCGUGCCAAUGGAUUACAGAUAUAUGUAUCAAGCAUGCUAUUAAAGGGAGGACCCAGGGUUUAAGCCUAGAGUGACACCUCGGCUGGCUGACGAGGGUGGAACUUGGCAUUAACAUAGGACGGAAACUCGGCUGCACAGGAGAUGGUCGUUCACUGUGGCACGUGCCUGAGGACACCCAGUGAUGAUGGCCCAUGAAGAUACACAUCUGAGAUAACCAGCGCCAUCAGCACCUUCCACCUGAAUACAGGAUUAUGGAAAUUGGGGGAGGAACAUGUGUCUCUUUCCGGACAAGGUUUUGUGCAGCUUUGAGUGAAGAAAGAAACCAACAUGAAUAUGAUGAACUUUGAAGGGAGACAAAGGGACUCUGCCGCGGGCAAGAAAAACAGUAUAAGAGCUGUCCCUGCGGAGCAGCGAGUGUAGACAGAGGGGGGGUUUGGUGUGAUAGAGGCCAGAGCCGCGUCCACCCUGCCUGUAUCCCUGGGGUCUGCGCUGUCAUUUUUGAUUGGUGGCU
This is a messenger RNA of Passer montanus (Eurasian tree sparrow), 2313 nucleotides long. Its product is annotated as hydrocephalus-inducing protein homolog. The transcript is spliced from 2 exons. Bases 87 to 398 code for a protein of 103 amino acids. Lineage: Eukaryota; Metazoa; Chordata; Aves; Passeriformes; Passeridae. The record is from RefSeq and is a predicted model, not a curated record.